GUAAAGCUGUACUCAGUGAGAAAAUAUUUGUACGUCACUAUACACUGUAUAUGUAUACACUUCUGUAAACUGCAUGCUAUUUUUCGUUGUUUUAAUGUGUUAAGGAGUGCUGGGUUGAUGUGCCCAGACGUAUGCACGUAAAAGAAAGUGAAUGGAUAAAUAAAUAUGAAAGUAGAUGAUGAUGUCAGUCAGACCAAAUAUGCUUUGACCACUCAGCAGAUAAAGGGAAAUGAAGAGAUACCAGGAACAAACAAAAAAAAACUAUCAAAAAAAGGCACUUCAAGUGUAAUGUGAAACAAGCACUUUUAAGUUACUUUUUCAGUGCAUCUGUUGCAUAUAACUUCAAACAGGUCAUAAGAGCUAUGUCUGUCAGGGUAACAGGGGAGUGUGCCUGUUUGGUUGGACUACUGUUGCAUCGAAGACAUGAAAAGCAAAAGUUUUUAAAGGAGAGCAAAUGGGCAUCCCAGAUUGGACAUGAACCCCCUACUGCUCCAGAGAAUCCAAGAUUAUUUCAAUGGAUUUUUAUAAUUCCCACUAUUUGUGACCUCGUUGGAACAUCACUGGCAGGGAUUGGUUUGCUGUAUGUGGAUGCAUCGGUUUGGCAGAUGCUGAGAGGGUCCAUCAUCAUAUUUGCUGGUAUUCUUUCUAAAAUCUUCUUGAAACGUAAAUUAUACCCUGUUCAUUGGCUGGGUAUGCUAGUAACCAUGGGUGGUUUGAUUCUUGUUGGCUGCUCCAGUGUAUUCCAGUCAACCCAAAGCACUAGUGGAUCAAAAACUCUUCUUGGUAUUUUAUUAAUUCUGGGAAGUCAGUUGGUCAGUGCCUCACAGAUGAUCAUUGAAGAACUGUUUCUAAAAAAGAAAAACUUCCAUCCUUUGCAGGUUGUUGGCAUGGAGGGUACAUUUGGCUUGCUGCUUAUGACAUUUGUAGUUUUACCAGUAAUGUACUUUAUUCCUGGUGAUGACCCUGGGGGAAGAUAUGAGAACAGCAUUGAUGCACUGUACCAGCUUGGUAACAGUCCCAAGCUUCUUAUUUUUUGCAUCCUCUACCUUAUAUCUAUUGCAUUUUACAACUACUUUGGGCUUGCUGUCACAAAGUCCCUCACAGCUGUGCACAGGACACUAAUUGAUGCUUGCCGAACGAUCCUGGUGUGGGCAGUUAGCCUUGUCAUCUACUAUGGUUUUGACAAGGAAUUUGGCGAAGACUUUGACAAGACUUAUGGCAUAUUGCAAGUUGAUGGCUUUUCGUUCCUUGUGAUUGGGACCAUGUUAUACAACCAAGUGAUGACUUUGCCUUGGAUUCCUUGGUGUAAUCCUCCUCCUUCCGUAGAAGUUGUGGCCAUCGUUAAUGAAGAUCAUGGAGUUAAUGGCAAGAGAAGUGCUAGUGUCAAGAAAUCAGCAAAUAUACAGGACCUCGAAGAGUCAUAUAAAUCUGAUAUUGAUGAGUGUAGCACUCUUUUGGCAAGACCCAAAACAGAAAGGCAGCAGCAAGUGUACACCUGAAAAAUCCAGAGAGCUUUGUAAAGGGCUGCAGCAAU
Molecule: messenger RNA, 1534 nt
Organism: Pomacea canaliculata
Lineage: Eukaryota; Metazoa; Mollusca; Gastropoda; Architaenioglossa; Ampullariidae
Product: solute carrier family 35 member F6-like
Exons: 12
Coding region: 363-1499 (378 amino acids)
Cellular component (GO): membrane; intracellular membrane-bounded organelle
Source: RefSeq, a predicted model, not a curated record